AUGAAGCUAGUGGCCAUCCUGCCUGGGCUGGCCUUGAUGCUCCAGACAGCAGUGGCCCUGAAAAUCUGUGCCUUCAACAUCCGGAGUUUUGGAGACAGCAAACUGUCAGACCAGAGUGUUUCCAAAAUUAUUGUGAAGAUCCUGUCCAGGUAUGACCUUGUCCUAGUGCAAGAGGUGAGGGAUACCGAUCUCAGUGCAGUCCAGGAACUGGUGGAGCGACUCAACAGGGCCUCCAAGCACUCUUACGACUACGUGAUCAGCGAGUCACUGGGCCGGGAGAACUACAAAGAGAUGUAUCUCUUCCUGUACAGGACACAGAGCUUCUCUCUUGUGAACCAGUACCAGUACCCCAACCCUGACAGCACCUUCAGCAGGCCUCCGUUCAUUGUGAAGUUUGCUGCUUCUGGCUCAACGGUCAACGAGCUGGUGCUGGUGCCCCUUCAUACCCCCCCAAAUGAGGCUGUGGCAGAAAUCGAUGCUCUCUACGACGUCUAUCUGAAGAUCAUUGACAAAUGGCAGACUGACAACAUUAUGUUCCUGGGGGAUUUUAACGCCGAUUGCAGCUAUGUGGGGAAGAAAGACUGGAGCUCCAUCCGUCUGCGCACCAGCGAGGUCUUCAAGUGGCUCAUCUCAGAUGACACAGACACCACCGUGGGCAACUCUGACUGUGCCUACGACAGGAUUGUUGUGAGUGGCUCGAAACUGAGGAAGUGGAUUGUGCCCAAGUCCGCUAAAGUGUUUGACUUCCAGAGGGCUUUCAAGCUGAGCCAAGAGGAGGCUCUGGCUGUCAGUGAUCAUUUCCCAGUGGAAGCAGAGCUGACAUCCCCCUGAAGUGCUCUGUGGCCAG
This is a messenger RNA of Protobothrops mucrosquamatus (brown spotted pit viper), 847 nucleotides long. Its product is annotated as deoxyribonuclease-1-like 2. Gene Ontology annotation, molecular function: DNA nuclease activity. Gene Ontology annotation, cellular component: nucleus. Bases 1 to 831 code for a protein of 276 amino acids. NCBI's taxonomy places the organism in Eukaryota, Metazoa, Chordata, Lepidosauria, Squamata, Viperidae. Gene Ontology annotation, biological process: DNA catabolic process. The record is from RefSeq and is a predicted model, not a curated record. The transcript has 9 exons.